AUGAUGUCCAGAAGUCGAGAAGCAAGAAGCAUUGUCGCUUCGCUAAGUAGGCCACACGUACUGCGAUCAUUCAGCCCUGCAUUGGCGCGUCCCAUUGCCAACAGCUUCCAUACAACAACUCCGACCAAAACAGAUGGCGUAUUUCAGGGCCUUGAGGACAAGAGGCAACCGAUGCCGUGGAUAGAGGCGUUCGAGCGUCAGCAAAAGGGUCUGCCGGCUCACAAGUCCGAUGACUAUCCCAAGGAGCGCGAUCUGACCCCCAAGAAAAUGAGCGACAGCUAUCAUCGCGUCGUGCUUCCUCUCAAGAAAGACCCUUGGCUGUCAGACACUUAUGUCAACUCUUCCGGUCACAUAAGACUAGGGACAUUAUUCAUGGACCUGGAUGCACUCUCUGGAAUCAUCGUGUACAAACAUACCGGCCCUGGAGUCACUACAGUGACCGCCGCUUUGGAUCGUAUCACAAUAGCGCACCCACUCACCGAAAUUUGCGACCUUGAGUACAGCGGCCAGGUCACUUAUGCCUCUGGCAGGAGUAGUGUUGAAAUCACCUGCAAAGUCGCCAAGGCUAGAGAAGAAGGCGAGCCUAGCAAGCCUGAGGAUGUACUUCUGACAUGCACCUUCACAAUGGUCGCCCUGGAUCCCAACACAAGAAAGCCAGUCAACAUCCCCAAGCUAGUUCCCACCAAUGCAGAAGAAGAGAAGAUCUUCAAGGCUGGAGAGGCAAAGUCGCUGUCCAAAAAGGAAAACUCCAAGGCUUCGCUUCUUCAGACUGAACCCAACGAUGCAGAAUCCGCUCUGAUUCAUCAGAUUUGGUUGAGGCAACUUGCCUACCAUGAUCCCAACAAUGAUCUUCGUCAACCAUCCAACGUCGUUGCUAUGUCCAAGACCCAGCUUUCCACAGCUGCGAUCAUGCAACCCCAGUACCGAAAUCGUCACCAGACCAUGAUCUUUGGUGGCUUCCAUUUGAAACAGACCUUUGAGCUUGCGUUCUGUUGUGCGGCCAGUUUUGCUCAUGCCCGGCCAACCUUUAUCAGCGCUGAUCCUUGCACGUUCCGAAAUCCCGUUCCUGUGGGAAGCGUUCUGUACCUGACCGCCACUGUCGCAUACACCGAUCCUCCUCUGUUGGAGGAAGACGGCACUGAGCCUGGCUUCUCAAACCCCGAGAAGCCCAUGACUCGUGUGCAUGUUCGAGUUGACAGCAAGGUCCGUGAUGUUGAGCAUGGUGUUGCAAAGCCAACUGGUCAGUUCAACUAUACCUUUUCUGUGCCCAAAGAUCUUAAGGUCUUGCCGCAUACCUAUGAGGAGUACAUGGUGUAUAUUGAUGCUAGGAGACGUGUUUCACUGGGUGAUAGCCAGCGAAAGGAAGAGUCAAAGGCCUUCUCGGAAAAGAGGCCUGAAGCCACGGAUAAUGUCAACCUGAUUGGAUGA
Molecule: messenger RNA, 1428 nt
Organism: Fusarium fujikuroi IMI 58289
Lineage: Eukaryota; Fungi; Ascomycota; Sordariomycetes; Hypocreales; Nectriaceae
Product: related to acyl-CoA thioester hydrolase, mitochondrial precursor
Exons: 2
Coding region: 1-1428 (475 amino acids)
Biological process (GO): acyl-CoA metabolic process
Cellular component (GO): mitochondrion
Molecular function (GO): fatty acyl-CoA hydrolase activity
Source: RefSeq, a predicted model, not a curated record